ACCUCCACCACCAGCCUCUUUUCAGCUGCUUCCUUCAGCUCUCUUGCUCUUUUCACCCAUAAUUCACCCUGUGGAUUUCUUCACCGUCUCUCAGGGAAAUCGUUGCAGAGCCGAGCUGUCGUGACUCGUCAGCUGCUGCUGCAGGAGGAGGCGAGAGCAGGACAAGGAAGAGAAACCAAUCGAUUUCUCUGCUAAAGAAGAGAGAGGCUGUUUUUCCUUGUUGUUUCGAAGGAGAUGUGCGUUUGCUCAUGUGGGAGUCUUGUAAAGCAUUUGGUUCACAUUCUUACCUCAGAAAGAAGGGACAGCGGACUGAAAGUACAGCUUGAGCAGUUUUGACACAUUGAUACAUCUUCUUUCCUUUUGCAUUAAGUCGUAACGUCCAACAUUUUGGGAGAAGGCUUGGAUUUGGAGGAAACCAUCCAUGCUUUCCAGAUAAUCCACUGGGAGCGAUAAUGUUGGAUACAAAUCAUUGCCUGUCCUUUGAACCCUCACCUCUGAGCUCUUCACCAGUAGCAGAAGAUGUGGAGAAGUCGGGACUGGCGAUGGAUCAGGACAGACAUGUCUAUCACAGUCUGAAGGAAGGUGGGAGGUCUGGAGCAACGCCGAGUCGGCACCGAUUCCUCCAGCUCAAACUCCAGCAGAGACGCACACGAGAGGAACUGGUCAGCCAAGGCAUCAUGCCACCCCUGAAGAGCCCUGCAGCCUUUCACGAACAGCGGAGGAGUCUGGAGCGAGCCAGGACUGAGGACUAUCUAAAGAGGAAGAUCCGGAGUCGUCCAGAACGCUCGGAGCUGGUCAGGAUGCAUAUUUUGGAGGCAGAGACAUCGGCAGAGCCGUCCCUGCAGGCUAAGCAGCUGCGGCUAAAGCGAGCCCGGCUGGCCGAUGACCUCAACGACAAGAUCUCCCACCGACCCGGUCCUAUCGAACUGGUUCAUAAGAACAUCCUGUCCGUCAGCUGCCCGCUGCAGCAGUCACUUACGGAUUCUCAAAAGGGAGCUGGCGGCGAGAGUUCCUCAUUGGACGAAGACAGCAGUGAUGCGCUGUCACCCGACCAGCUAACCAGUCAGGACUCUCCUCUGAGCGCCGUCCCUCAGCUGUCCCCCUCCGACAUGUUCGCCCACAACGGCGACAUUUCUCCCACACAGUUCCUCUCACAGCGUCCUCCUCCGCCCCCUCCUCCUCCUCCACCACCACCUCCACCCCUCCAGGUGAAUGGGUUGGACUCCUCAACCUUUCCAAAGUUGAAAAAUGGGAUGAUGGUGAAUUCCCGCUCCUCAGCUGGACACAUCAAGCAUUCUCAGGCUAAAAUCAGCUCAGAUCGUCCUCCGCAGAGAAGCAAGAAGCUCAAGGACAGCAAACCCAAGGUGAAGAAGCUGAAGUACCACCAGUACAUCCCUCCAGACCAGAAGGCAGAUAAAGAGCGUCCGCCACAGAUGGACUCGUCCUACGCGAAGCUCCUCCAGCAGCAGCAGCUCUUCCUGCAGCUGCAGAUCCUCAGCCAGCAGCAGCAACACUACAACUACCACACCAUCCUGCCCGCCCCACCCAAGCCACCAAAUGAUCAGCCUCCCUCAACAAGCUCUGGCCCCUCGCCAUCCCGCAAUGUUCCUACAACGACCACCACAGCCUCCUCGAAUCAGAGUGGACCUGUCCGUCAGAGCCAAACUGUUGUGGGAGGAGCCAAACCAGGCAGUCUGCCUGCCAACCUGGAUGAGUUUAAAGUUGCCGAGUUGAAACAGGAACUGAAAUUACGUGGUCUGACAGUCUCAGGUACUAAGAAUGAUCUUAUCGAGAGGCUCCGCAACUACCAAGAACAAAAUGGCACCGCCACCGCAGUUUCCAAAAGUGGAGCAUCACAUCCAGGCCAACAGGGCAUGACCGCAGGCGUCAGCCCCACCACAUCCUCUCAGACCAUACCAACCGCUGCCGACCACCAGUCACUGGAAAAUGGGCUGAAGGUAGCCUUCUCCUCACUGACUCAGGCUGUUCCCGGACGGAUCAUGCGUUUCGGCAGCACCAGCUCCAGUCCUCCUGUGUCGCCGUCUCCUUCCGAGAGAUCGCUGGCCGGGAUGAGUCCAGACGAGACCAGCUGCAGUGGAGACAUGUUCGGAGAGAUGGUGAGCUCUCCGCUAACACAGCUGACCCUCCAACAUUCUCCGCAGCACCCGUCAAACGUGUCUACACCCUCCCAGUCUGUCUGUAAAGUCAAAGAGGAGGGCCAGAGUUCCUGCAGCCUGUCCAGGGUCGUCAGGGACACCGCCUCCAUGGACAAGGACCAGAUGCUGCAGGAGAAGGACAAACAGAUCGAGGAGCUGACCAGGAUGUUGAGGCAGAAGCAGAAGCUGGUGGAGACCCUCAGGUCCCAGUUGGAGCAGGGUAAGAUGGCGGGUGGACUAGUUGUGAAGAAGGAAGUCUGUGAGAAGAGCAAAACGACAACCUCAGAUUUUAAACCUCAAACGCUGAUAAAGGCGUCGGCCGUCCAGCCGCCCACGCUCCCCAAUGGCGUCCUUGUCAGGGUGAAAAAGGAGCUGGACUCUGAAGAAUGGAUGGAGGGGGUGACAGAGGAGGCACAGUCAAAGAGGCCGGCUCAGCCGAUGCAGUGCUCUCAGGAGACUUUGCUCAGGCUGCAGCAGAUUCACCGGCUGCAAGUCCAACAAGCUGAGCAGCACAAACGGCAGCAGAGUCCAGCACAGAAGAUGCCGCCUCCAAAACAACAGCAACAGAAGAAAGACGCCCAGUUACUGCUCCAUCAGCAGCAGCAGCUGCAACAGCUCAUUAUCCAGCAAACCCAACUGAAACAGCUCCAGCAGAACCAGCACAAGAACCAGGUCAAGCAGGUUCAGGUGCAGAUCCAGAACCAGACUGUGUCCACCCAGAAGUCGGCCAUAAAUAAAGUCCAACAGAAAAAGCAGCAGAAACAGCAGGCGCCGACUACCGCCACACAACAGGUGGCAUCGGUCGUCAUCAACCAGCAGAACGGCACCCAGAUCCACACUCAGGCCAUCUCCUUAGACCUCCUGAAGGCCAACGGAACGCCAACACUGGUCACCGACAGCAAUGGAAACCACUACCUGAUCACCCUGAGCGGGCAGACAGCAGACCGCAGUAACAGAACCACGCUGUCGGGCAAAACCAAUGGGCGGAUCACACUGCAGAGGUUGCAGUCGGCUCCGGCAAAACGUCCCACCGGUGACAGCCAAUCAAAAGAGCAGCAGGAGGCAGCACCCGUGAGCCAGCCAAUGAAAAAGGGGCAGAAGGCGGGGCUGCACUUGGAAACCAAUGGCGUGCCUCCGCCCUGUCAGUCGGUCACUGCUCCGCCCACCCUGCAGCCUUUCUUUGACGACAGCCAAAGCAGCAGCGUCCCGUCUCUGAAGAGAGAGGAGGUGUGUCCACCGUACGACCGGCACACACUCUUCACCCCUCCCUCUCCCAAACCCAUUACCUCCCUUCCUGCUCAGCGCUCUAAAGAGAACGGCCUGAACAGUCAGCAGAUGGAUGACCUGUUCGACAUCCUGCUCAGGAGCGGCGAAAUUUCAGGCUUCAAAUCCAACCCGGAUCCUUCGCUGGCGCGGUUGCACUCCAACCCUUCAUCCCCGUCUUCUCCCCCGUCUCCCCUCCGUCUUUCUCCUCCCACCCCUACAAAGUCGACGUCCCUCAUCUCCCCUCAGUCUCCCGUCAGAGACUCCUGCACAGGAGGUGGACGUCUAGAAGACUUCCUGGAGAGCACCACCGGUGUGCCGCUGCUGGGCGUCGAAGUCGACGGCGACCUGACGCUAAUCGACGACCUUCACAGCCAAAUGCUGAGCACGCCAAGCAUCCUGGACCACCAUCGUCCCCCAUGGACACGUCUGACCUGGGCUUCUCCCCACAUCCCACUGGGCUGGACUUUGGUGAUGCCACUUUGGACAGCAUGGACUGGCUGGACGUGUCCCUGGUCGGGGGUGGUGGUGGAGGGAAUGCAGGCAGCGGUAGAGGGAGAGGCGGGGAAGGAGACGGCAGCACGAGUCUUGCCCUGCUGCCGCCGCACACGCCACCGAGCGUCUUCUCGGCGGAUUUUCUGGACAGCACAGACCUGCAGCUGCACUGGGAGUCGUGUCUGUAGACAGACGGGGCGCUCGCUCACACUGUACAGGCUCCGCCUUUAUUUCACACACAUAGCGAUACGUCCACUGUGCUGCCUCCACGCCCGCGGUCAAACGCACACACCAUCAACAUCUUAUAACUCAAGCUUACUGCCAUGUGAUUGGUUACUCUAUGUGGGUCAAUACAACCGAUCGGCUCCUACACCGUGUGCUGACCGGCGAUACAAACCCGCAGGCCGCUGAGGUCACAUCAGCUGAGCUGAGGAGGGAACGUGUGGUGUUUUUGUCAGUGCCUCCAAAACAUUUUUUUGCACUUAUCUCUGAAUCUGAUUGGUUAAAAUACGGGGGGGGGGGGGUGUUCAGGACAAACAUCUUUAGUACAGAUCAGCUGAGUGUGUCACUGAUCAUGUGUCGGCAGCUGUCUCACCGCAGCGACCUGAGUCCCGCCCACACUAGCCUAAAACAACUGUCAUUGGUUGACAGCUGCUAUUGAAGCCUCGUUGGAGGCGGUGUAUUCUCGGUAACAUUAUGGUAGACCACUGUGUAUUACUGUACAUCAGGUGUAUAUUAUCCAUUGUCCAUAUGAUUAUUUUUCUUUGCUGGUUGCUUAGCGACGAGCCAGCCAGCUGGGGAACAUGCAGAGGAGGGCAGGGCUUCUAAACUACUUGGACCUUGUCUCUUUUUUUUUCUUUUCUUUUCUUUUUUUUUUAGAAAAAAAUAUUGGAAAAAAUAAACAUAAAAACUCA
Thalassophryne amazonica is the source of this 4828-nucleotide messenger RNA. It is a transcript of the gene mrtfab, whose product is annotated as myocardin related transcription factor Ab. The coding region runs from base 453 to 4325 and encodes 1290 amino acids. NCBI's taxonomy places the organism in Eukaryota, Metazoa, Chordata, Actinopteri, Batrachoidiformes, Batrachoididae. The record is from RefSeq and is a predicted model, not a curated record. Gene Ontology annotation, biological process: smooth muscle cell differentiation. The transcript is spliced from 18 exons.